This is a messenger RNA of Oncorhynchus keta (chum salmon), 1007 nucleotides long. RefSeq names its product thyrotropin subunit beta-like. The transcript has 2 exons. Gene Ontology annotation, biological process: G protein-coupled receptor signaling pathway. The record is from RefSeq and is a predicted model, not a curated record. The coding region runs from base 561 to 1007 and encodes 148 amino acids. Gene Ontology annotation, molecular function: hormone activity. NCBI's taxonomy places the organism in Eukaryota, Metazoa, Chordata, Actinopteri, Salmoniformes, Salmonidae. Gene Ontology annotation, cellular component: extracellular region; cytoplasm.
CCCAUCACACUGCUGAGUCCUUACCUAACCUCACCCCCCCCCAUCACACAACCGCAAUCCCUUAGGUUAUGUUUGACCCCUGGCACACACUCAUGCAUGCAUGCACAAACACACACCGUGUCAGCACGUUGUCUGUGUGCAGGGCAGGUGGUUGUGUCUGGGAGGGCAGUGAGAGAAGCAGACCCUUCCGGCUGUCUGUUGGGGCUGAUAACACACCGAGAAGAUCAAGGUGGAUUCAGGAGGAUUAAGAGGAGGGAGGGACCGGCCCCAACCCGAGCCUAUCAGAGCCUAUCUGGACCCUACCAGACACUACAAGACCCUCUCGGGGCCCUAACAGCAGCACUCAAAGAUUAUCCACUGACUUGAGAUCCACAGAGGAGAGAGCAAACAAACGCUGGAACAGAAAGAGGAGAAAAGAGAGUUCCCCAUCACUGCAGAGAGAGAGAGAGAGAGAGAGAGAGAGAGAGAGAGAGAGAGAGAGAAAGAAAAGAAAGAGAGAGAGAGAAAGAGAAAAAGACAGACGUACGUCUGACAGUACGUGUAACGUGUUGUGUCCCAGUAUGUAUGCGUUGACGUGGGUGCUGCUGUUUGUGUGGCUGGGUGGAGGUGUGUGUGUGUGUAUGAUGGAAAACUACACGAUGCUCAUAGAGAAGAGAGGUUGUUCUCAGUGUAUCGCCGUCAACACCACCAUCUGCAGUGGCUUCUGCCACACACAGGACACCAACGUGAAGGGGCGUGUGGGUAAGAGUUACCUGAUCCAGCGUGGCUGCAUGCCCCACUCCCUGGUCUACCAUCCUGCCCGCGUGCCAGGCUGCCCUCUGCACGUCAACAACGUGCUCUACUACCCAGAGUCCCGUCGCUGUCACUGCGCACGCUGUGACGGACACGCCCACCGCUGUGUCCACAUGACCCAGGCCACACCCACCCCUUGCACCAGGAAGAUCAUUGGCACCCGCAGGACCUGGACACGCCCACCUGUCAAGAAACACAGCGACCAGGAAACCUGA